This is a messenger RNA of Megalops cyprinoides (Indo-Pacific tarpon), 7121 nucleotides long. RefSeq names its product lysine-specific demethylase 6B-like. Gene Ontology annotation, cellular component: MLL3/4 complex. Bases 1097 to 6361 code for a protein of 1754 amino acids. The transcript has 25 exons. Gene Ontology annotation, biological process: regulation of gene expression; heart development. The record is from RefSeq and is a predicted model, not a curated record. NCBI's taxonomy places the organism in Eukaryota, Metazoa, Chordata, Actinopteri, Elopiformes, Megalopidae. Gene Ontology annotation, molecular function: histone H3K27me2/H3K27me3 demethylase activity; chromatin DNA binding; RNA polymerase II cis-regulatory region sequence-specific DNA binding.
AUAGAGCGCGUAAGUGCGCUAGGGAGGCUGUGCGUUCCAAUCGAAUAAAAACUGCGCAGUUCUCCUGUUCUCAACCUACAGCACCACUUUGAUUCAUACAAAAUACGGAUGCGUUUUCUUAUCGCUAGUGCUUGGCUUUUGGCAAGCAGGAUUACACCAAAUGUCGCAAACCUACUGUGGCGUGCACACGGAUUGGCAAUUCUAUCAACUGAGUUCGAGGUUUUACGAACUGUUAUUUCAUGAACACGUAAAUGAAAUGAUUAUCCACGAAAACCAGGACUGUCGGAGACUAUUUUUGGGACCAAACGUGUUGGUCGCUUGGUGGUUGUUAUCGGAUACGCACCUAAGAUGACUUGUACGAAGGCAGCUUGUACGAACGUUUUUGUCAUGCCUACGUGUGAGGUGGGUGCACGUGCAUAUCAUGCCUACGCGGAUUUUGGGAUGCACGUCCAAUGACAUAUCGGGGGAGCUGUACAGGUUGCGUGGCCGCACCGGCGGCUGUCACGGCGGAAAACGGAGGCAAUGAGCUAUCGAGAGAAGCAGAAGAGCACAGGGGAGGCGGUCACAGCUGCUGAAGGCUCUGGAUGCAAACAGCCCCCCAACAGCUGAUCCAUGGUCAGCUGACCUGGCCCUAAACCUAUCUGCGAGCUUUGUGAAAAUAUGUGAAGCCAACCUGGGAUCAGCGUAUGGAGUUAUCCUACAUGCUGCUGCAAGAGUUUGAAGGCAGAAAUGCCCAAGAGAGACUGGUAAACAUGAGGAAGGGGUGUCUUCUUCAGCAAGCAGCCAGUGGAGAUGGAAUGCGUCAGCUGCAGCCAAUCAGAGGCGACAGACAGUCAGCGGAGGUGUGGUGUGGUGGAGUGGACCUGAGUGGAUGAAAGGCUGACGGAACCCCAGCAACUCCAAUGAGGAUGAUGAUCGGCUGCUGGAGCUGAAUCCAGGCUGUGAAUGUUUGAGAGUGGUGGCAUAUCCUGGCCUAAGAAGUGAGGAUCUGAGUGACUUAACGGUAGAAAGGGAGAUAUCUGGGCAGACGACAAACAGAAGGACAGACAGUUUCCUGUCAGUGUUGGAGGUCCUCUGUGCUGCAGUGGAGGGCUGAAUGCAUCACCCUGCGGAGCAGUUUGGUGGGCGUGGCACACGGGACUCCGCCCCUUUGGACGUAUUGAACCAAGGACCAUGGGCUCCGAUAGGGGGGCGUGCAUGGGCCCCUCCUUCCUGGGGCUCUAGCACUGUCAAUCAAUCUCAGCUCCUCCCCCAGCGGCCUCCCAGCCACAUGACUGGUCCACACCAUCCCAGUAAACUGUAUCAUAAUGGGCUGCCAGCUCGGGGCGGGGACAAGCCUGACCCAGCAAAGGUGAUUGGACAGGGGUUGCCGUGGGAGCAGAGGCAGCCCCGCCCUUGGGACCAGCAGGGGCCGCAGCCGAAUGAUGUCAAACGGUGCUACCAGAACGGCAUGCGCCCCCAUCAGGAGUACAACACAGGAGGAGGAGUGCAUUCCGCUGCCCGAACCAACCCACCACAGAGAGGGUACGGGAGUCCUCAUCCAUAUCCCCGCCCCCAUGGCCCACCCCCUAGGGGUGAGGUUUGGAAUAACGAUCAGCAGCAGCCCAGGGGAUUCCCAGGGAAAAUGGGGGGACCCUUGAAACGCCCAGUACCCCCCCUUGGAGAACAGUUCAUCAUCCAGCAGGCCCCUCCCCCACGCCAUGCCCCGCCCCGCACCGAUGACUGCCCAAACCCCAAUAAGAGGAAGAGGAGCUGCAGCUCUGAGCAGGUCCAUAACCCUGGCAUGCAGCGAUUCUUUCCUCUAGGACACCCCCUUCCUCCCCCCCACCCCCACUCCCACUAUCCUCCCCCCACACCAGGAUCAUGGAACCCUCCAUACAAAGGGGGGGUGUCCUGGAUGCCACCUGACAGACAGAAUACUCCCCCAGAGUUCCAGGUCGACACGCCUGUCCAUCACAGACAUGCCUACACUCACAGAUCCCCCCUCUGUCCCCCCUCGCUGGUCUCCCCGCCCCCCCGGUCCUCUACAGUGUUCCCUCCAGGACGAAGCGGGCACACCUCCAGGCCCCCCCCUCCCCCGCCCCGCCUGCCCCACCCUUUCCAGCACAGCCGUGAUGUCCGAAACGGGCCCUCUGCUCGAGGGCCCGACGGGGGCAGGACCAGGCCAGCCCCCUCACCAGCAAACCAUACCGUGCCUUACAGCCAAACUCACCACCAGCCCCGCCCCGGGCGCUGCUCUCCCACUGUACCUCAGCACAGCCCCGCCCCUGAGGGCUGGAGAUUACAGAGCAAGCACACCCAGGAUUCUGGUUGCUAUGGGGCAGGGCUGAAAUCUCAGGGUCUGAAGCAGCAGCACAGAUUUGGGGAAGCCAGGGGCCCCGGGACCCCCCAACACACCAGCCACCCACCGCCCCCUUCCCGACCCAUCAACCCCCCCACCUUGGAGCCCCUCCACCAGCUCAGUCCAGUCCAUAGCAGUGAAGUCUCUCCCAGCAUUCCGGCCCCAGCUCACUCCCUAGGCUGCUCAGACACUGCAACUGCCAAAAGCCACCAGCAGGGGGCGCAAACCCAGCCAGUCCCCCCUCCGCAAUUCAAGCCCAUCUUGGGGCGCUCUGACUCCAUACCAAACUCCAGCUCCACCCCAGGGUCCAGAGUUCAAGGCUCAGGGGGAAAUGUCAUCACCAACAGGAGCUCCAAACCCCUCCCAUCACAGUCUGCAGCCACAAGCUCCUUCCCCACGCCAAUGUCCCCCCUGCCUUCCCCCAUUCCGGCUUACCCCAGACUCCGCCCCCAGCAGAACAUGGAGGAGGUGUUAGACAAGCUGGAUGCUGAGCUACAGGGACACCUGCAGGCUAAGGACAGGAGACGGAGAGAAGAAGAGAAUGGGGAGGAAGGAGAGAAGGAGGAAGAGAAGGAAGAGAUGGGGAGGGGGGAGAGCAAAAAUGAGGAGACGCCACAGCAGAAACGGCCCUGCCUUUCCUCUCUCUCCAGCUCUGCUGGCCCCCUCCUCUCAGCCGCGGACAGCUCCCAGCCACCCUCCCUCACCCCCCAGACGCCAUUCAAACAUGAGAGACAGAGGGAGAGGGGCAGGGCACCACACAGCACCUCCUCACAGAAUACCUCAGGAGCCACACCCCCUCCCCAGAGGGAGCCCCCCAAACUCUCCCCGACUGGCUCCUCAUUGGAGAAGAGCACUUCGUCUCCUGGCAGCGAUGUCACCGCCCCCUCCACCGCCGUUUGCAACGGUGGCGAGUCAUACCACGCCCCAUUCGAGGAGGAGCCCCCCGAGCUGGCUGCCAUGCUGUCAGCCGGUCUGGACUCCAUUAUGAAGAUGCUGGAUGUGUCCAUAAUGGAGGAGGGGGAGGGGCUGCCACAUCCUCUCCACUCCCCCACAAGGGCACCAGAGCUCCUCCCUGCGGUCUCGCCUCCCAGGAGGGACGAGCCCCCCGCCAGCCCCCCCACGCUGAGCCGGCAGGGCUCCCCAGCACCUUUGGUUUGUGUGGCGGACGAGAUGCCAAGCAGCCCCGCCCCAGCCCCGCCCCUUUUACCCUUUCUUAUUGAUCCCCAGGACGCCAAGCCAGGUGUGGCUGUUAAAUCUCACCUGAGCGGCCCCGCCCAGCUACACGGCCGUUCCGACCUGCCCAAAACAGAGGAGGAGGAGGAGGAAGAGGAGGCAGAGCGAGGACUGUGUGACCACACCCCGCCUCCUCAGAGGCCACACCUCCAGCAGACAGGUGUGAGCAGUGUGUUUAAAUCCCUGGCAUCUGUCAUGGAGCGUCAAAAAUACACCUACCGGGGGGGCCCCUUCGGACGGCCCCCUCCCAGCACCCCCCAGGGGACCAAAUACUCCUCUUCCCUCUCUCUCGGCCCAGAAAUCUGCAAGCAGGAUCAGACCACACCUCCUGUGUCUGGCCCCACCCAUUCUCCCACCCACAUCACCACAGAGCCACACCUGAAGCUAUGCCCUCACACCUCUUCUCCCAGGGCCAGCUCAGGAGGAGAGAAAAAGCAGCACUCUUCCUCUCUCUCCUCCUCCUCCUCCCCUCUUCCCUCACGUCCGCUGAAAACAGACGCGGCUUCCCUGCAGAAGCUCCCCUCCAUCUCUGUGGUGUCUCUGGCUGAACUGGGCCGCAGCUGCGAAGUCCUCCUGACGCGACACGCCAUUCCCGCCGAAGCUGACUGCCGUGUGCGGGCAGAGGAGGUAGAGGGGCGGCAGGCAGAGAGGGAGAGGGAGAGGAGGAGGACGCAGAAGCAGGCUGGCAGCGGCAGCAGGGACGAAAGGAAGGACAGGGGAAAGAGAGAAGCACUGUCACUCUGCUCUUCCUCCUCCACCUCCUCCUCCUCUUCCUCCCGCCCCGGCAGCAGCACGCACGCUAAGGAGAAGAACCCCCACAAGGAGCAGAGGAGCCGGCAGGUGCUGGGGAACCUGGACCUCCAGGGAAUCAGAGAGAAGGCACGUGCGGGGGACACAGAUGGCUGCGCACCACCCCGGGAGAACAGGGCAAGGGAGGAGGGGAGCGUGCACCCCGCGGGCGACGCGGAGGGAGGGGAGCAGGACGCCCGACCCAUCAGCAAACUGGGCACCGCCACCACGGCGACCCCGGCCCCACCAAGUGCACCCAGCAGGCCCCCCGCCCUGGGCGCGGCCGACUUCCUGAAGCUGAAGGCCCUGUCGGACGGCCCCCCCAAGGAGCUGAAGAUCCGGCUGAUCAAGGUGGAGAGCAGCAACCGGGAGACCUUCAUCGCCUCCGAGGUAGAGGAGAGGAGGAUCCCGCUGGGUGAGAUCAGCAUCAAGAACACGGCUGCCGAGGUGAUCCGAGCCUGCAGGGGGGCGAGGGUGCAGGGGAAGUUUCGGGAGUCUUACCUGCUUCCUGCGUUUUCCGUCAAACCCAUCCUGACCACAGAGCUGCCCAUCCCGCGAGAGAAGCUGAACCCGCCUACGCCCAGCAUCUACCUGGAGAGUAAAAGAGACGCCUUCUCACCUGUGCUGCUGCAGUUCUGCACAAACCCCAAGAACGCGGUCACUGUCAUAAGGGGCCUGGCAGGAUCUCUGCGCCUCAACCUAGGCCUGUUCUCCACUAAGUCUCUGGUGGAGGCCAACGGGGAGCACGCGGUGGAGGUGCGCACGCAGGUGCAGCAGCCGGCUGAUGAGAACUGGGACCCGAGUGGCUCCGCCCAGACCUGGCCGUGCGAGAGCAGCCGCUCCCACACCACCAUCGCCAAGUAUGCCCAGUACCAGGCCUCCAGCUUCCAGGAGAGCCUGCAGGAGGAAAAGGACAGCGAUGAUGAGGACGAUGAUGAAGAAGAGCGAGCACGGCCCCCCGAGACCGCAGCCACUACCGUCUCCUCCAACUCCACCCCCACCAGCACUCCCAGCUCGGAGCAGAAACAGAUUGGGAAGAUCAUCAAGUUCGGGACCAACAUUGACCUCUCUGACCCCAAAAGGUGGAAGCCACAGCUGCAGGAGCUGCUGAAGCUGCCUGCCUUCAUGCGCGUGUCGUCCAGCGGAAAUAUGCUGAGUCACGUGGGCCACACCAUCCUGGGCAUGAACACUGUGCAGCUCUACAUGAAGGUCCCAGGCAGCCGAACGCCAGGUCACCAGGAGAACAAUAACUUCUGUUCUGUGAACAUCAACAUCGGUCCCGGAGACUGCGAGUGGUUUGCCGUGCAUGAGAACUACUGGGAGGCCAUCAGCAACUUCUGUGAGAGGCACGGGGUGGACUACCUCACAGGCUCCUGGUGGCCGGUUCUGGAGGAUCUAUACCGGUCCAACAUCCCUGUGUACCGCUUCCUCCAGCGGCCGGGGGACCUGGUGUGGAUCAAUGCUGGCACAGUGCACUGGGUCCAGGCUGUGGGCUGGUGCAACAACAUCGCCUGGAACGUGGGGCCACUCAACUCCUAUCAGUACCAGCUGGCUCUGGAGCGCUUUGAGUGGAACGAGGUCAAGAAGGUCAAGUCCAUCGUCCCUAUGAUCCACGUGUCCUGGAACGUGGCUCGCACCAUCAAGAUCAGCGACCCCGACACAUACAAGAUGAUCAAGCACUGUCUCCUGCAGUCCAUCAAACAUAUACAGGUUUUGAGGGACCAGCUCGUGGCAGCCGGGAAGAAGAUCUCUUACCAAAGCCGUGUGAAGGACGAGCCGGCCUACUACUGCAACGAGUGUGAUGUAGAGGUGUUCAACCUGCUGUUCGUGACAAGUGAGAACGGCAGCAGGAAGACAUACGUGGUACACUGCGAGGACUGCGCACGUCUGCGCAGCCGAAACCUGUCUGGCGUGGUGGUACUUGAGCAGUACCGCAUGGAGGAGCUGAUGCACAUCUACGACACCUUCACCCUGGCUCCGCCCCCCAGCUCACGGUGAGAAGCCUCCCCCUCCCCCUCGCCUCCCGGCCGUAACCAAAGCGCCGGCACGCUGGCUCGACACAUCCUUCCUGUCCACUGUUUUGUAAUACUACUGCUUAUACUUGCUGAGCAGCCAAUCAAAACUGUUUACUCAAAAUUGUUUACAAUACAAUACCAUAUCAGCCAAUUAAACGCCAAUUUACUGUUGUCUUCCUUCUCUACCAGCUACAUAUUAGCUGACUGAGGAACUUGUCCACAGGAAUAGAAUGACUAGAAUGGAUUUACUGUUUUAAAGCGCUGAUCAACUGUAUGCAAGAGCUGUACUGGACAACAUGAAAACAGCCUUUACUGAAAUUCAGAAGGCUAAAGACUGUUUUUAUAGCUUGACUGAGAUGGAAGCUGCUGUAAUUUAUAAUAUCAGGAUGCCAUAUUAGGGACGUUUCCAUCCAAACCAAAUAUAACUUGUGACCAAGUAAUCAAGUAGAAUCUAGUAAUUCUAGCCUAUGGACCAAGGUCAUAGUACGUUGUUAUGGUAACGGCAUGGGAAUUACACCAUUGGCUGAGAGGGUUGGUUUUGGUGGCGUGUUUUUUGUUUUUCUUUGCUGGAGAAAAAACUGAAAUUUGUAAAUGCUGUUUGUAUUUUUCAUGAGGUGCUGUUUUUAUUUAUUUUAUUGUAAUUUUUGUGAAUAUAAACAGCCUAAAUGUAUACCACAUUGGCCUUGAAACGUAUUAAUGAAAAUACUAAUUAUAGGGGUGCGGAUGUUUUUUUUCUAGAGCAU